CCUCCGAUGUUUUCUAAACGCAAGAAACUUUAAAGCAGCUCGACAAGUUUUCCUCCGGAGAGCGUCGGGCGAAGCGUUACUUUCUGACCGUGUGAUGUGGAGGUGAGCGGCUGACAGGGAAGAGUUCCGGCCUGUCCGAGCACCGGGGGGGGGGGAAACCAAAGUGCACCAUGAAUAUGCACUGUAACGGAUCCACAAUGGAGCUGGAGCUGGUGAAAAUGAAAACACACUUCUGUGGUAAUAUGUUGAUCACAGACCUGGCUCCCACUGUAACCUUUGUGGAGUUGUGUGAGGAGGUGAGAACGAUAUGCAGUGUUGCCAAGCAGCAGCCCAUCACACUCAAGUGGAUCGAUGAUGAAGGGGACCCUUGCACCAUCUCAUCUCAGAUGGAGCUGGAGGAAGCGUUUCGAAUUUACCAUCGAACCAAGAAGUCUGGACUGCUGCUGCACGUUUUCCCCAGUAUCCCGGAGCAGCCUGGCAUGUCCUGUCCCGGAGAAGACAAAUCGAUCUAUCGCCGCGGGGCCAGAAGAUGGAGGAAACUCUACCGAGUCAACGGACACCUCUUCCAGGCCAAGCGCUUUAACAGGAAAGCCUACUGUGGCCACUGUAGUGAAAGGAUAUGGGGGCUGGGCAGGCAGGGCUACAAGUGUAUCAACUGCAAACUGCUUGUCCAUAAGCGCUGUCACAGACUCAUCCCUCAGACCUGCCAAAGGCUUAUGGAUUCAGUCAUGCCAUCACAGGAGCCCCCGUCAGACGCCAAGAGUGAGGAGGUGGACCUUCCACCAGAUGACACAGAGGACACAGAUGGAAUACCCUUUUUACCACACAACUGUACUGUGGAUAAAACAGAUGAUGCAGAUACUGAGGACAUCAAGGCAGUAGUGGAUGGCAUUGAUGGCAUUAAGCUGUCCCAGGGCCUGGCUCUCGGGCUGGGUGACUUUGACCUGAUCCGAGUGAUCGGCCGCGGCAGCUACGCCAAGGUGCUGCUGGUUCGGCUAAAGAAGAAUGAGCAGGUGUACGCUAUGAAGGUGGUGAAGAAGGAGCUGGUCCACGACGAUGAGGAUAUUGACUGGGUGCAGACAGAGAAGCAUGUGUUUGAGCAGGCGUCCACCAAUCCAUUCUUAGUAGGCCUCCACUCCUGCUUCCAGACAGAGAGUCGGUUAUUUCUGGUGAUUGAGUAUGUGAACGGCGGGGACUUGAUGUUUCAUAUGCAACGACAAAGGAAGCUCCCAGAAGAACAUGCCAGAUUUUAUGCUGCUGAAAUCUGCAUCGCUCUGAACUUCCUGCACGAAAAGGGCAUUAUCUAUCGUGACCUGAAGCUGGACAACGUUCUAUUGGACCACGAGGGACACAUCAAGCUCACAGACUACGGCAUGUGCAAGGAAGGGAUCAGACCAGGUGACACCACCAGUACUUUCUGUGGGACACCCAACUACAUUGCACCUGAGAUCCUGAGAGGAGAGGACUAUGGCUUCAGUGUGGACUGGUGGGCUCUGGGCGUGCUGAUGUUUGAGAUGAUGGCUGGCAGGUCCCCGUUUGACAUCAUCACUGACAAUCCUGACAUGAACACAGAGGAGUACCUCUUUCAAGUUAUUCUUGAGAAGCCCAUUCGCAUCCCAAGGUCUCUGUCGGUGAAAGCUGCCAGUGUGCUUAAAGGUUUUCUUAACAAGGAUCCUAAGGAGCGGCUGGGAUGCCAGGUCCAAACGGGCUUCACAGACAUCAAGUCACACACAUUUUUCCGCAAUAUAGACUGGGACCAGCUGGAGAAGAAAGAGGUGACGCCGCCCUUCAAACCUCAAAUCUCUGACGACUAUGGCCUCGAAAACUUUGACACGCAGUUUACUAAUGAACCAGUGCAGCUAACACCGGAUGAUGAGGACGUCAUCAAGAGAAUAGACCAGUCAGAAUUUGAGGGAUUUGAAUACAUCAACCCCCUGCUGCUAUCCACAGAAGAGUCUGUAUGAAGGAGAGACGAAGCUUCCUCCUUCGCCCACCUACUGUCUGUCCAAGCUGCCGUCUCAGCCAAAAACCACUCGCAACUCGCCAACUCUGUAGGGCGAGCAGAAGAGUAAAGGACGACGGGGAGGACGAACUCACCCUCUGGACCUGUCAACAAGGCAAACAGGGGAGUGGGAGAGUUUCCUUCCUGGACGAUUUUGUUUUGUUGGGAGUACCAAACUCUUCUUUCUACAAGGAAAAUAAAGACCCUGAACUACAAGAACAUUCCCUGUUGUUCCACUGUCUUCCCCCUUUUCUUUUCUUUUCUUAAUCUCCCCUGGCUUCAUCCCUCUUUUCCGUCAGAAUGUCCAUCCUCAUGUCAAAGCACGACUGGCUUUGUAAUUUGAACAGAGAGCUGUUGUUGAUUCUGUGCCUGCCAUCAUGAACACAUUUCAACUUGACUCACAUCCCUGGAUGAAUAUGAUAGUUCUGCUAAAGAACUUGACAUUUUAUGUGCACUUUGUUUUCCUUUUUUUUUUAAUCUUGUAGGGCGGGGCAAGGCCUCACACGAGCAAGAAUGUACGAUGACAGGAAAAAAAAUAAGUUAUUAUUGUGUAUUAUAUUGUAGGUAGUGAAUCCAAAAUUGACGAUGCCUUUUUAUUGAUGCAAGUGGCACAUUUUCAUCCGUAAUCACAAACUUUCCUUUUUAUCUUUAUCUCUUAUGGUUUUCACAAACACUUGGGGGGGGGGGGAUAGCAAACUGGGACACAACUUUUUAUUUAAGAAGUGCCUCAAAGAUCAAAUUAAUGACCUUGUCUCUGAAUGCACUUAUCUCUUACUGAACAUUUCUUCACCCAUCAUGGACUCAGCUGUGGCUGAGCUGUGCCAGGGUUGGCCCACAUUGUUCAAAUUUAGAGGGGAAUCAAUACAUUUGGAGCAAAGUGAGCUGCCACAGUCCGACACAUGACUGAAUCUUUUCAUUUUCAAUGAAUAAAUCGAGGUUUUUAAUGAAUCUUCAAUAAAUGACUGAAUCUGGUGGCUGUAAGAGACAAAAGGCUCAAAGGUGAAGUCUACUGUAUAGAUAAUAGAUAGCGAUGACUGUGUCCUGCUUACCGAGAGUUUUUUCCAAUGCUAAACUAUCAUUUUGAACUGUCACAGGUGGCUGUGAUCCAGCAGAGGGCGUCUAUACAGUGCUGGAUAAAACCCAGUAUGAAGGUGUAUGAAGGCCACGGUGCAAUCACAGCCUGGCAGAUUUAAAAAAACAUGAUAUCAGGGCUUCGGCUGAGAGGCAUUUCAUUGGCUCUGGCCUCCACAGUGUGUACAGGCUUGCUGGCCGAGCUCGGAUUCUUCCACACCAGCUGCCACUGCGUGACCAUCUGCAGCCAGUCGAAAAUGUCAUGUGACCGGUGGGUUGUUCUGCUUCGUGGAAACGUGUCUCCAUUUCUAUUUCGGGCUCAUUGUGUGUUUCCAUCACGGCACUGAGGCUGACUUUACAUGGUGCAACUCUGAUGCUACUGCAAAGCCACUAACAUUGUGAAAUUGUUCCUUUAGUCAUAAAGACCAAGUGAAAUGACAAAAAUAAUCUGUUUGGAUUAAAAAAUCGUGCUAAUCCCUCAGGAAGGUCUUAGAGUGGGUGGCCAGCGUUCUUGUUUGGUGGACAGCUAAACUGACUGUAGAGAACAGGCAAAGGACAGACAGCAUUUUAUUAACAGUGACAUUAAAUAGUAAUACUAAAUAGAACUGCAGCUUUUAGGCUGAAACAAUAUAAAACUUAUUAUGAGGACUUUUAAAUCAAAGUCAAAUACUGAUGACAUUUAAUGUUAGACUUUAAAUAAUCACCAUUUUACUCUCAGGAAUCAAAUUUCUCUUGUUUAUAAAUUUUUCACAUGGAGAUUAAAACUAUGUUUCUCAAUUUAAACAUCGGGUUAUUGAUACUUUCUUCACUUAGGUGUUAGAGCUCCAACAUCAGGUACUGACGACAGACAGUUGUUACUCAUGAUGAAGAAGUUUCAAGAUUUUUAAGACUCAACACUUAAAGGUACAGUGUGUAGAAUUUAGUGACAUCUAGUGGUGAAGUGUCAUGUUGCAGCUGAACACCCCUCACCUCACCC
Messenger RNA from Paralichthys olivaceus (Japanese flounder), 4049 nucleotides. It is a transcript of the gene prkcz, whose product is annotated as protein kinase C, zeta. NCBI's taxonomy places the organism in Eukaryota, Metazoa, Chordata, Actinopteri, Pleuronectiformes, Paralichthyidae. The record is from RefSeq and is a predicted model, not a curated record. Gene Ontology annotation, cellular component: cytoplasm; nucleus. Gene Ontology annotation, molecular function: protein binding; protein serine/threonine kinase activity; ATP binding. Gene Ontology annotation, biological process: protein phosphorylation.